Brassica napus (rape) is the source of this 1497-nucleotide messenger RNA. RefSeq lists its product as uncharacterized. The transcript is spliced from 2 exons. The coding region runs from base 1 to 1497 and encodes 498 amino acids. Lineage: Eukaryota; Viridiplantae; Streptophyta; Magnoliopsida; Brassicales; Brassicaceae. The record is from RefSeq and is a predicted model, not a curated record.
AUGGCUGAUCUUUUGCAGAAAGCUAUCCAGACUAUGUCCUUGGAUGAGGAGGAGCCUUUGACCCUGCCUGAUAGCCCAAGAUACCGAGCUUUUGAUGAAAACGAGACAAGCUUACUGGGAAGAUUACUGAAACCUGACUGCCAAUCGAUGGCAAAGAUGAUAGAGUACAUGCCGACGGCGUGGAGGGUGUAUGGACGAGUCCGUGGAAUUGCUCUGUCGCGGGAUAGGUUCCAGUUCAUUUUCCAACGAGAAGAAGAUCUGGUUACGGUGUUGAAUGAUAGGCCAUGGUCUUAUAAUCACUGGGCGAUGGUUUUGGAGCGUUGGAUAGCAAACCCACCUGGGGAUUUCUUGCAGUCUAUGUUUCUCUGGAUUCAUAUCAAGCACAUACCGGUUAAUUUCUUCACGGUUGAGACUAUGCACAAGCUCGCAUCUGUGGUGGGGAAAGUAGAGAAGGUGGCCUAUGACCCUAAGGUAUCCCAUACAACGGAUUACAUAAGGGCGCUAGUCUUGUUUGAUACAAAGAACCCAACGAAAUCUGCACGAAAGCUCACUGUCAAAGGAGGGACAGUGACCAUUGAAUUUGAGUAUGAGAAGAUCCACAAGCGCUGCUUUCACUAUCUUCGCUUAACUCAUGAGAAAAUCAAAUGUCCUUUUAUACAAAAGGGAACCAACGGAGUGCAGAAAGUAGUAGAGGCUCCGAGGAUGGAACAGAGGGGUCCAAUUGUAUCGGACCCGUUGAGUGGACCUCCUGGUUUCCCAGUGAUGUUCCCAGAGCUUUCUGGUGAAGACCGUAAGAUGGCGAUGCUUUAUAUAUCCCAUGCUGACCCGACUGAGCAACUUGAUAAGGGCAAGGGACAUGCUCUCUCAUACACUGAGAUGCUUUAUAUAUCCCAUGCUGACCCGACUGAGCGUAUGGCCAGGAUCGAACGUGUCAAACAAGGAAUUGAAGAGAAUCUAGCUUCUUCAUCUGUUCACCUCACCCGCAUCACAAAAGAACUUGAUAAGGGCAAGGGACAUGCUCUCUCAUACACUGAGCUGCUAGAAGCACAUCAUUGCAACAAAACCCUCCAAAUUGCUGCUCCAGCAACAUACAUAGGUGAUACGAAUGAGGAAGUAUCGGAGUCCUCUGGCUCGAUGCUCUCUGCUUACUCUUCUCCCAUUAACCCCUCGGGUUUUCAGCUUGGCCCUUCUACGGAAGGGAGUGUCACCGGAAAUGUUGGAGUAACCAUGUCACAAAGGAGACGUCCACACUCCUGGAAGCAAAGGGCUGCAGGCAAACCUCUGAAAUUGACUGCCCCCCAAGUUUCUCCAGACGAACCCGAGCUGAUGUCAAGCUCAAAACGGAAGGCUAUCUCAUCCUUAUCUUCUACAGAGAACAGAAACAAAAAACUUUCAGAACCUACGGUGGCUUCCAGUCUGAAGCCGCUGCCUCCCCAAUUAGCAUCUGGAGCUGGAAAUGUCAAGGGGCUGGUAGCCCGGAGAGAGUUCAACGGUUGA